Messenger RNA from Cuscuta europaea, 1048 nucleotides. The record is from the annotation of a GenBank genome assembly. Lineage: Eukaryota; Viridiplantae; Streptophyta; Magnoliopsida; Solanales; Convolvulaceae.
GUUUGUAUAGGUGGAUACGAUAAGGAGGAGAAAGCGGCUAGGGCUUACGAUCUUGCAGCAUUAAAAUACUGGGGAGCUUCUACUACUACUAACUUCCCAAUUAGUGACUAUGAGAAGGAAUUGGAGGAUAUGAAACACAUGACUAGACAAGAAUUUGUAGCCUCCAUCAGAAGGAGAAGUAGCGGCUUCUCAAGAGGUGCAUCUAUGUACCGCGGCGUAACAAGAGUAUCUACAAACAGGCAUCACCAGCAUGGAAGAUGGCAGGCAAGAAUUGGGAGGGUUGCUGGAAACAAAGACCUCUACUUAGGAACUUUCGGCACGGAAGAAGAAGCGGCGGAAGCGUACGACAUAGCGGCCAUAAAGUUCCGCGGCCUAAACGCCGUCACCAACUUCGACAUGAGCCGCUACGACGUCAAAGCCAUCCUCGAAAGCGAAACCCUCCCCAUCGGCGGAGGCGCAGCCAAGCGCCUCCGGGAGGCGCAAGCCCUCGAGUCCUCUCGGAGGCGUGACUACGAUAUGUCGACGCUAGCCCUCGGCGCCGCCUCCAACCUUCACUUCUUCUACGACUCGAGCACCGCCGGCGCCGGAGCCUUGCACUCUCCAUACCCUCUCAUGCUGCCGCCCUUCGACGCUCAGCCGUUGCGAACCCUGCCUGGAGUUCAAGACUUCUCCCUUCACCACCACCAGUGUAUACAAGAAACUCCGAUCAGCUACGUCCACACGCAGCUUCAACUCCACCAGUCCUGCUCGGAGUAUAACAAUUAUCAGCCCCACCAUUAUAUGGGCCACGGAUUGAUGAGCAUUGGCGGUGAGUCGUCGUCGUCGGUGAUGGGGAGUAGCAGCGGCCAUGACGGCGGCGGUGGGUAUUUUGGUGAACCGGGUGGGGCACCGGUUGGCAUGGCAUAUGCCGGGUGGAGCGGUGAACCGGGUCAGAGUGCACAUCCCGGGUUCUUCAACAUGUGGGAUAAUUAGUGUCGGCCGUGCUUGUUUUCCAUCUUUUUUUAAUGUAAUUGUAGUUUUAUGAAGAUUAUUAUAUGGCAUACUUCAA